Ceutorhynchus assimilis (cabbage seed weevil) is the source of this 1308-nucleotide messenger RNA. NCBI's taxonomy places the organism in Eukaryota, Metazoa, Arthropoda, Insecta, Coleoptera, Curculionidae. The record is from the annotation of a GenBank genome assembly.
AUGGACUUCAGUAUUGAAGCAGCCAAUGUCGAAAUUCCAAAAAUUAACAAGCGCGUUCGCCGAAAAAUAUCCAAAGAAGACCAACUACCAAAAAAAAUCUGUAAUGGAUGCUCAGACAAGUUAAAUCUCUUGUACGCGUUUCGUAAUACCGCCUUAGAAUCGGAACAGACUUUUUUGUCUUGGUUCAAAGAUGAUAAUCUAACCAUCAACGCUUUGGCAGAGACUAUAGUCAAAGAAGAAGUUGAAUUUGAUGAAGAAUCUCUUUAUUUAGAUCUUGUUAAAUACUCUCCCAGCAAUGAGAUGUCUGAAAAUAGUUCCAUUUGUCAAGAUCGAACAUUAACAUCAUCACCUAUAUUCGACGAUGGACCUGACAGCACAACCUCGGAAACAUUUACCUACCGUAUUGUUAAUUUUUAUUCUGAUGAUGAUCUAGAAGACCAAACGAGUGGACUUGACCAGAGUGCUACAAUAGGAAAACCAAUAAACAAAACCCAAGAUGAAGCCUUAGCUGCAUCACCUAUUCUACCUAAUCAUGAUCUCGAAAACCAAGCAAAAACUAUAUUUCCUGGAUCAAGUUCUGAAAAAGUUUUAUUACAGUAUGAUGUAAUACACGGUAGCAGCGUCAGUUUUCACCAUAUUGCAUUAAAUUUAUCACCGACCCAGGAAACAUUAGGUCUUGAAUCAAAACACGGAGGCAAUAACGAAAAAACCAAUGUUUCGGAAUCUGAUACCAUCACAAAUUUAAAAAAUAUGGAACGAGACUGCAGAUACUCUUUGUUACCGUUACAAGAGAAAUUAGUACUUCCGAUUUUUUUAGGAUCCAGUUCAUACAUAUCAGAUAGUGAGUCCAAAAAUAACAACCAUCAAAAAACUUUUUCGGGUUUUAAUAGCGACACAUUUGUGGUAAGUAAUGAAUUUGCGAAGGGCCCUUUUGAUUAUGAAGACUCAGGCUCAGAAUAUUUGCCUUCAUCCGACGAUGAAUCAACUUCAGACUUUCAUAUGUCUUUCGAAGAAGAUUUGGAAGUUCCGAAAGUUCAAAAUACUUACCCAGGAAAGAAAACAAAACUUUUUAAGUCCAAAGGAAAAGGUCAAUUAGAUUUACCAAACGCUGAACAUAUAAUGAAAUCAGAUGACAACCAACCUUCAACAAGUAGUAAAGUAUCAGAGGAAUUAACGUCGGAAAGUGAUUUAGAAUGCCAAAAGUUUAAUCAGUGCUACAAAAAUGAUGAUAGACCCUUUUUUGAACCAGCUAUAUUCUUUUACAUUAUAAAUAAGCCCAAGUCUCCUAACAGAGUUACAGCUAGCUAA